AUGUCAAGCAACUAUCCCACGGAGCAAGACGAGCACGAAGAGGGCGAGCAAGGCGUUCAGGGAGGGGGGGUGUGGGUAGAUUGGAUCGAAGACGGUAAAUGGGAACAGGAAAAGCACGGAGAGAAUCAACCAAAUAAAAUAAAGAAUGGAAAGGUGCCAGAGCAGAAAAUAGGCAAACAACGAUCGUUGACGGAGCAGAUCUUCUCCAACGCGGCGUUCUCUCUCAGGCAGAUCCCAGAACGAGGCACGUUUGAAUUCUUCAGGUGA
This is a messenger RNA of Sporothrix schenckii 1099-18, 267 nucleotides long. RefSeq lists its product as uncharacterized. Bases 1 to 267 code for a protein of 88 amino acids. The record is from RefSeq and is a predicted model, not a curated record. NCBI's taxonomy places the organism in Eukaryota, Fungi, Ascomycota, Sordariomycetes, Ophiostomatales, Ophiostomataceae. The transcript has a single exon.